Molecule: messenger RNA, 3633 nt
Organism: Notechis scutatus (mainland tiger snake)
Lineage: Eukaryota; Metazoa; Chordata; Lepidosauria; Squamata; Elapidae
Gene: FYB2
Product: FYN binding protein 2
Biological process (GO): T cell receptor signaling pathway; protein localization to plasma membrane; integrin-mediated signaling pathway
Cellular component (GO): plasma membrane
Molecular function (GO): protein binding
Source: RefSeq, a predicted model, not a curated record
UCCUCUGCCUCUUGCUGCCGGCUUUCCCUCGGCAGUUCGGGAUAGAGGAAGUUGGCCAGACUCCUUUCCUUUUGAGCCAAGGCAUGGGCUGCUUGGGAGGAGUGGAGCCGGCUUGGGAAGGAGUACGACAAAAAGAGGGAAAAUAUGGACAUGGAAAAGCCCAGAGACUUUGGCAGUCUCCGAGCAAUGUUUCAAAAUGAUUCCAAUUUUUCCAAUAUGCUCCUGGAGUCUGCAAAGAAGCCUACUACCAAAUUCAGUCCACGGCAAAAUACCGGUGGCUCGUCUGUGUCUCGUCCCACGCCAAAACCCUUGAACCAAAGGCAGGUUCCAGAUCCUGAACAGCAAACCAAGCAAUUCAGUUACACGUCACAGAAACUGGAACUCAGGCAAGUCAAGCCUAUGAUAUUCCUAAAGGUCAAGCUCAAAGAUAGGAAGGACCCCAACCUCUCUGGGGCCAUUUGCAAGCCACCUUCAUUGGGGGAAGAAUUACAGAAACCACAUCCAAGACCUCAAGGGUCUGAAGGAGCAAACAGUUCUUUUCGCAACACACUGCACAUUUGGGAAAGUGCCUCAGCACAAGGUGACUGGAAAUGUGGUGCAACACCACCACAGCAUACAAUCAGGACAACUUCUCUUUCCCACCCAAAAGUUGUUAAUGUUGCGAUUUCGACAGAGGACAAAGCAAAAAUAGCUGGACUUAAGCAAGGGGUGGUUCUUGAUGUGUGUAAGCCUUCAUCCCCCGUACACAAUGAAUUUGUUCCUACAAUUUCACCUCCAGUUCCUCCAAGAAGUCAUGCAAGCUUAAAUAAAGUGGUUGCUGGUUUUUCUCCAAGUAGUUCGAACAAUUUGAACAGUCUAAGCAAGGUCUCAAAUGAAAGAUGUCCUGAUGAUGAAGAUACCAAGCUUCCAAAAAUCAAGCUCCUCCCUUCUAUCAAAGAGCUUGGUCCUCCUCCAAAGAAGCCACUAAGACCUCCCAAGGUAGAUCUUGCUGCCUUCCAACAGAAUUGUCCAGAUAAUCCAGAUGAUGCAUACUUGACUCCUGAAAUUACUGAACUGGAAGAUUUGAACACCUAUGAAGAAACCAUAUACUACCAGGAACAGCAAGAGAACUGUCCUAAUUUUGUUCAACGGCCUAUACAUUCUUUCAAGUCUUUGAAAAAGGAAGAUACUAAGAUUUGCAGUCCCAGAACUAUAUUCAUGAAAGCCCAAAUCGGAGGGAAUGAGAAGAGCAUGCCUCAAGAGGAAACAAAUCAGUGUUUCUCUGGAGAAGGAUUGGCAAAGGAUGGAGAUUUUUCAGAUGAUUAUGUAUGCCUGGAAUCUUUAAGAACCGAUGAAAGGAAGUGGAACCCAGAUCUAAGAAUUGCUACAUUGGAGCAAGCUGCAGAGCAAGUGUAUGAUGAUGUGGAAGGAAUAGAGAGAGACCUACAAUCCUCCGAUGCCCACAGAUCAUUUGUUUUACAUUCCAAUGAUACCUACGAAGAAACAUAUGAAGAUAUUGAAAGUGACAUUCAAAGUGAAGGUUAUAAUUCCUCCAAAUCAGAAAUUUCUGGAAAAGGAAUUAUUCAUUCCAGGAAUUAUAAAAGAGAUAUCAAAAUUGAAAAACUCAAAGGAUUUGGAAAAAUUUUCAAAGGAAAAUUCAAAAUAAAAAGCGCACACAUGAAAGAGAGUUCUCGCAAUGUUUCCCGUUCUGUACCAAACCUAGUUGCAGAUGUCAUGGCCCAGGAAAACUUUGUGUAUAAUGACAUUGACCCAGAACAAAAUGAUACAAGAAAUCCCUUUAAAGUCAAGAAAUACAUUGUAGAAAAAAAUAACAAGAUGACAAAGGAGGAACAAUCGUUUAGAGAGAGAUUUAUGUAUAAUAAAGAAAUCGCAGUAAUAAAUACGGCAGUUGCACAUUGCUCAAAUACUCCUAUCAGAGGAAACCUGGACUUGAGGAUCUUGCCUGGAGAACAGCUUGAAGUUAUAGACAUCACUGAAGGAAAUCAACUGAUAUGUCGGAAUUCUGAAGGCAAAUAUGGGUAUGUGCUAUUAGAACAUUUGAAUUUCAGGCACUAGUGCUGUACAACUGAAGGUCAACAAGUGUGACUUACGAAAGGAUGUUGUAGGCACAAUAUAGGGAAAAUAGUCUGUAAGAAUGUUUGUUGCUUGGGAAAGAAAACAAAAAACGGAAUUGUGGACAACACACUCAGUCUGAAUUCUUCAGAAGCUGACAACUGCUACUUUUUGAAUGAUUGUCAUAAAAGUAACUUUUAAAAAAAGAAUGCUUGAUAUACAUGUUUUCCUGUCCAAAGUUUAUCAUUCUAGGUGCAGAGUUACAAAUAACUUAGUAUCAUUGUCUGUAAAAACUUUUUUUUUUCAAACUUUGUUUCAAAUUACAACUCUUCCCAGAGCAGCUCUUUUAAAUGGUAAUUGCAAAUGUCACUUUGGUUCUUUGGAUACUGUAUAGCAAUACUUAGUCUUUGUGUGCAAAACAUAUUACCUGCUUUUGACACAUUUUUUGUAUGUAUUUUGUCAAUGUUAGGAGUAUCACACUUAGUUUUAUACUUAAUUGUGUUUAAUUAGUGUAAGAAUUUGUGGACUUAGCAUUGAGAACAAAUAUUGGGAGUCCAUUUGAUGCACUAUUUUUAAAUAUAAAUAGGAGAAAUAAAGUAUGAAUUGGCAAUUAAAACACAUUUGCAGCUAAGUGUACAGCUUGACAUAAAACUUUGCAGAACUUAAACGCAUACUAAGAAGUGUUUAUUGUUUCAUUUUUAAAAAAAGAAAAAACCAGAAUUGUAUUUAACUGUGAUUAUUUACCAAUAUAAUGAAUACUGCAAUCAGAAUAAGUUUCCUCUGUGUUGGAAAGUCCUGUUUGUUUUAAAUCUGCUGUCAAAAGAUGGAGAGUGGGCAGGAAAUAUAAAGAUGAAGUUCCAUUGUGAUACCUGCCAUUGUGAUACCUGCCUGAACAACUUUGUUGAUACCCAAAGGAAAGGGAUUUUACAUUCUUCCAGAACAACUUAUGAUCAGGCAACAGUGUAAAAACUUUGUCCCUACUACUGGUGCCUCUCAACUUAUUCUCAGGAUUUUUAUGACUAAAGGGAAAGCGUCAUUCUGUAUUCUGACUACGUCAUCAUUGGAUAUAUAUAUACAGGCAGUCCUUGUUUAGUGACCAUUAGCAGCUAUGAUGGUAAUGAAAAAGUAACUUUACAACCAACCCUCACAUUAAUGAGCUUCCCAGGUCUGUAAAGCAGGAAGGAAAGCAGUCACCGUUUCACUUGACAAAUUGCCGGUCUCUACUGUGGUUGCGAAAUGAGGACUACCUAUAACAAAUUCGAAUAGUGCACUAUUCAAUUUAAGCUAAUGCAAAUUAUAAAUUGAUAACAUUGAUAACAAUUUUUAGUUAAUGUGAUGCUAGUCGAGUCUAGCGCACUGUAAGGCGAUUAAUUUUCUCAAGGGCUGCAUAAGAAACUGGGAUUGUUAUGGAGGGCUGCCACCAUGGGCUGCAGAGGGACAGCCAAAAGGCCAGAUGUGGUCUGUGGGUUGUAAAAUGUCCAAGUGUGGUCUAGUGCACACAUAGUUGCCAUUGGGGUUUUAGAUGCUAAUUGUUGCGAUGCAAAAUGGAGAAAACUUUCCAUUUGACGAAAGCUCCCCCCC